AUGGCGCGUGCGUUGGACACGCCGUUCCUCCAGUGCCUCGUUCGCUACGACGCGGACCCGAACUUCCAGUGGCAUCGCCGGGUCCUGCUCGUGAAGGGGGACGCCCAGAAGUGGAUCUGGCUCACGCCGGACGGGGAGGUGGCCUUCGCGGACCUUGCUGGCUUCAGGGUCCUUGCCCUACGGAGGUCGGGCCACUUCCCCCCCCGGCAUGCGGGGAACAUCUACUACACCUUCGACGAUGUGCCGCCGGAGGACAUGCAGGCCUACCUGCAGGAGGCUCGCGCGCUCGCCGGGAUCCCUGGCUUCGCCGUCGAGGGAGUGCCCGGGCUGCCGGGCGACAAGUGGUACGUGUGCGACCCGACCUCUUCGCACUUCGGGGAGGAGGUGCCGCAGCAGGCCCUGGAGAACGAGGAGACCCUGGUCCGGCGUGGGGACGUUGGCUUGUUGUGGCUCGACGAUGUCUGGCUCCACUCCGUCCGCGUCCCCGAGGGCGGGAGCUUCGACCUGUACCUGGCGCGUGCUCGUGGUGGUGCUGGGCGGGGCCCCCGCGUCGUGGGCGACGAUAGGGAUCCAGACGGCGGGGGGUUCAUCGACUUCCGCGAUUCGGUUCGGAGGAUGAAGGAGGCGACGAUCCCAGGCUGGCCGCUGCAGGGCCGGAGGGCCGCGAAGGAGGCCAUCCUUGCUCUCCGCGACGGCGGCCAGUCGAACUGGGAGGAGCACCGCGCGACUUGGUUGCGUCGCAGUGGCGUCGCCGAGCGGGGCAAUGUGGCCCGCGAGCAUCGCAUGAUUUGCGUGGCCCUCCAGAUGAUGCAGCAGUUCGACCGGCUGGACCUGUUCAAUAUCGCCGGCGCGGAGUACCUCAUCAGGCGGCUCAAGCAGCUGGAGGCCGCCGCGCGCAAGAAUCCGCGGGCCCCGGACUGCGAGGGCCUUGAGCUCACCCUCGACACGGCCGUCGACGACACGGGCGGCAUGGUGUUGCCGGAGUUCGACGGCUGGGUUGGCGACCAGGCCCGGGCGCGGGCUCUGACCAUGAAGGCGAAUCGGCAGUGGCAGGAGGAGAGGGCGGCCGCGCAGCCCAAGGCGCCCCCGAAGGGGUCCAAGGGCGGCGGGGCCGACGGCGGAAACGGCUUCUUCAGCGUCGCUCUCGUGAACGCCGUGUUCGAGAGGUGCGUGGCGGAGUAUGGCCCUCGCCUGGCUGGCCUUCGCCCCCGCGGAGCCCUUCAGGAGCUCCUCAAGUCCGACUCGCUCUACGGGGGCGCGCCGUGCAAGGUCGUGCCUUACGGCGAGUCCAAGCUCAAGUUUUGGCCGUCCACCGUCGCGCCUCGCGACGUGGGGGAGGUUUGCCCCAAGUUCGUUGCGGGCGCCUUCCGCGGCCCCGACGCCUACAUUCGCAAGCCCGACCGCGUGGUGGAGCGGGGCCUUGAGCUCGAGCCGCCGGUCACGCCGUGCUGGGAUGUGCGGCUCGCUGGCGGCCCCUGUCUCCGCAAGAAGUUCCUGCUGGGGUUCGCGGGCCGCGGGCUCGUCGGCGUCCGCCGGCGUAUCAGGUCGAGGGUGGGCUGCUUCUUCGUCGAGAAGAAAGGGGGCUGGAGCCGCCUGGUGGUCGACGCUCGGGGCGUCUACCGUGCCCGCUGGGCGCCCCCGCGCGCCGCCUUGGGGGCCCCCGCCGCCCUCGGCGAGCAGGAUUGGUCCGAUGCGGCCCUCGCGGAGGCUGGGUGGCGGGUCCCCGACGGCUCGCCGCCCCAGGUCUUCGGGGCCUCCCUCGACCUGCAGGACUCGUUCUACCAGUUCUUCGCGGAGCGGGUCGCCGAGGACUUCGGGAUGGACUUCCCGGAGAGGGCCGCGGACCAUGGCGUCGCCCACAUUUGGUCCCCCGACGGCCCCUCCCCGGUCGACCCCGACGAGCUCGUCUUCCCCGUCCUCCGCGGCGUGGCCAUGGGCUGGUCCUGGGCGCUCUGGGCCGUGCGCUCGUCCGUCACGUGCUGGGUGGUGGACGCGCUGCCUGGCGGUGCCCGCCGGCUGGUGCUUGACGAGCAGCCGGCCCCUGUGGCGGCGCCGUCGCGGCCGACUGGCUCCGUCUACGUCGACGACGUCUCCAUCCUGGGCCCGUCGAGCUCUGACGUCGGCGGCGCUCUGGAGGCGACGAAGCGCAAGCUCGACUCGCUCGGCGUCGCGUACCACGAAGUCGAGGGGCCGUCCAACCACUUCUCCACCGUCGGCGUCCAGUACGACGGCGAGCGGCGACGGCUCCGACACUCGGACCAUCGGUCCUGGCGCCUCUACCUGGCGUGCGG
Molecule: messenger RNA, 2291 nt
Organism: Prorocentrum cordatum
Lineage: Eukaryota; Dinophyceae; Prorocentrales; Prorocentraceae
Source: the annotation of a GenBank genome assembly